Molecule: messenger RNA, 1378 nt
Organism: Coregonus clupeaformis (lake whitefish)
Lineage: Eukaryota; Metazoa; Chordata; Actinopteri; Salmoniformes; Salmonidae
Product: oxytocin receptor-like
Exons: 3
Coding region: 122-1195 (357 amino acids)
Biological process (GO): regulation of systemic arterial blood pressure by vasopressin; positive regulation of vasoconstriction; G protein-coupled receptor signaling pathway
Cellular component (GO): membrane
Molecular function (GO): vasopressin receptor activity; peptide binding
Source: RefSeq, a predicted model, not a curated record
GGCUGCAGCUCAUGUCGACCUCUCCCCAACUUCUCAUGCGCACUGCAAUCAAACUAAAUAUCAAAGACCACUCGUGCAUAAAGUUGCUGGCACCCGCCUCUUCGCACUCCAAACCUAAACCAUGUACCCGUUUAAUGGCAGUCUCAGUAACUUCAGUCUGAUGAUGGAGGUUGAGGACAUGCCCCGGGAUGAGAACCUGGCCAAAGUAGAGAUCGCGCUGCUCAGCGUCAUCUUCGUCAGUGCCGUUAUCCUGAACACCGGGCUACUACUGGUUCUGUGGAAGCGGCGCAAACAGGUAUCCAAGAUGCGUGUCUUGGUGUUCCAUCUGUGCGUUGCAGACCUGGUUGUGGCGUUUUUCCAGGUGUGCCCGCAGCUCAUGUGGGACAUUACGGACAGAUUCAUCGGACCGGACCUGGUGUGCCGCUUGGUGAAGUAUCUGCAGGUCGUGGGCAUGUUUGCGUCCACCUACAUGAUCGUAGUGAUGACCAUUGACCGCUACCAGGCUAUCUGCAACCCUAUGGUCAAGUUUCAGAGGAGGCGAGAGCGCUGGAACAUCCCUGUUUGCAUCGCCUGGUCGAUCUCCCUCGUGGGCGGCCUGCCUCAGAUCUUCAUCUUCUCGCGGGUGCAGGUGGCGCCCGGGGUGUUCGACUGCUGGGCGUACUUUAUCCAGCCCUGGGGCCUGAAGACAUACAUCACCUGGACCACGCUGGUUAUCUUUGUCUUGCCCAUUUUGACCGUGGUGGUGUGCCAGGUGCGAAUCUGUCGAGCCAUCCAGAACAACCUUUACUUAAAGACGCACCAGGAUGGGGGUAGCGGGGUUGCCUUUCAGCUGCCCUCCAGAACCAGCAGCGUGGCCGGGGUGUCCAAAGCACGAAUCAAGACUGUGAAGAUGACAGUGGUGAUCGUGCUUGCCUACAUCAUCUGCUGGACUCCGUUCUUCACGGUCCAGCUUUGGUCUGUGUGGGACAAGGACGCACCAACGGAAACCGCAACGUUCACCAUCCUGAUGCUGAUGGCGAGUCUGAACAGCUGUGCAAACCCCUGCAUCUACCUGCUCUUCAGCGGCCAGCUGCCCAAUAAACUGGUGACAGUGCUGUGCCGAAGGCCUUCUGACGGGAAAGACUCCAUUAACUACGAGGCCACAGUAGUCAGCUCGCUCUACAUGAGCUUCAAAAGCAUCUCCGACUCCAAAUAGAGCACACGGUUUUCCGUUGGUGAUGUAGGGUUGCGCUGGGUGUCACAGGGAGAUAUAUCACGGUUGUAAAAUCUCUGGCAGACAACAUCAGAUUGAGAGACAUUAGCUAGGUUUCCGACAGAUUUGAAUGUGAAUAUUCUAAAAUCUGCAUAAAAACAAUAUGCGCUUUCCCACCAGCGAUGU